This is a messenger RNA of Nestor notabilis (Kea), 1904 nucleotides long. It is a transcript of the gene KLHL29, whose product is annotated as kelch-like family member 29. Gene Ontology annotation, molecular function: protein binding. The transcript is spliced from 9 exons. The record is from RefSeq and is a predicted model, not a curated record. NCBI's taxonomy places the organism in Eukaryota, Metazoa, Chordata, Aves, Psittaciformes, Psittacidae. Bases 1 to 1683 code for a protein of 560 amino acids.
AUGUUGAAGGAGUUGAACCAGCAACGCAGAGCGAAAGAGUUUACAGACCUGAAAAUUAUUGUUGAAGGCAAAGAGUUUGAAGUCCACCAAAAUGUUCUAGCUUCCUGCAGCUUGUAUUUCAAGGACCUGAUUAAAAGGUCACCACGGGACAGUAGCAGAAGCGGGGAGAAGCUGGAAUUGGCCAUGUCCAACCUCACUGCGGAUGUCCUGGAAUUACUCCUGGAGUUUGUUUAUACAGGUUCUCUGAUCAUAGAUUCAGCCAAUGCAAAAACCCUACUGGAAGCUGCCAGCAAGUUCCAGUUUCAUACUUUCUGUAAAGUCUGCGUUUCGUUUCUAGAAAAACAGCUGACUGCUAGCAACUGCUUAGGAAUAUUAGCCAUGGCUGAAGCCAUGCAGUGCACUGAACUAUACAACAUGGCCAAAGCGUAUGCCCUGCAAAUUUUCCCAGAGGUGGCAAACCAAGAAGAGAUCCUUAAUAUCUCAAAAGAUGACUUUAUUUCCUACAUGUCCAAUGACAGCCUGAACACCAAAGCAGAGGAACUGGUGUAUGAAACAGUGAUAAAAUGGAUUAAGAAGGACGCUGCAAUCAGAGCUCAGUAUGCUGCAGAGUUGCUGGCAGUGGUGCGCCUCCCCUUCAUCCAUCCCAGCUAUCUGCUAAAUGUUGUUGACAACGAAGAGUUGAUAAAGUCUUCAGAGGCUUGCCGAGAUCUAGUGAAUGAAGCCAAACGUUACCACAUGCUGCCGCAUGCCCGACAAGAGAUGCAGACACCAAGGACCCGGCCCAGGCUCUCUGCAGGUGUAGCCGAGGUAAUAGUCUUAGUUGGGGGUCGUCAGAUGAUUGGCAUGAAUCAGCGUGCUUUAACAGCGGUCACUUGCUUAAAUCCUCAAAACAACAAGUGGUACCCAUUGGCCAGCCUGCCCUUCUACGAUCGAGAGUUUUUCAGUGUGGUCAGCGCUGGGGACAACAUCUAUCUCUCAGGCGGCAUGGAGUCGGGUGUCACGCUCGCUGAUGUCUGGUGUUACAUGUCCUUGCUCGAUAACUGGAACCUCGUGUCCCGCAUGACAGUCCCAAGGUGUCGGCAUAACAGUCUGGUGUACGAUGGGAAAAUUUAUACCAUUGGAGGGGUCGGUGUGGCAGGCAACGUUGACCAUGUGGAAAGGUACGAUACGAUAACCAACCAGUGGGAGACCAUCGCUCCUCUGCCAAAGGCCGUCCAUUCAGCCGCUGCAACUGUCUGUGGUGGGAAGAUCUACGUCUUUGGUGGGGUGAAUGAAGCCGGCCGAGCUGCGGGGGUCUUGCAGUCCUACAUCCCUCAGACUAAUUCAUGGAGUUUCAUAGAGUCUCCCAUGAUCGAUAACAAAUACGCUCCUGCAGUCACUCUCAAUGGGUUCAUCUUUAUUCUUGGAGGAGCGUAUGCACGAGCAACCACCAUCUAUGACCCAGAGAAAGGCAAUAUUAAAGCAGGUCCCAACAUGAACCACUCCAGGCAGUUCUGCAGUGCUGUGGUUCUGGAUGGAAAAAUAUAUGCCACUGGUGGGAUCGUUAGCAGCGAAGGACCUGCCCUGGGAAACAUGGAAGCCUACGACCCUAAAACAAACACGUGGACACUUCUACCAAAUAUGCCCUGCCCUGUUUUUCGACACGGCUGCGUAGCAAUCAAGAAGUACAUCCAGAGCGGCUGAUGUUACCCAGGAGUUGGAUGGAGAACUGUUUGUACCUGUUGAAAGCAGGCAAGAAGGAUACUACUACUUAAGAAACGAAAGCAGCAAAGCCAGCCAGUGAACAUAUUGCUCUAAAGUCUUGAAUAGUGUCUACAUUGAAUGUAGAAAAAUCAUCCUCACCUUUUGGUGAACAAGGAGCAGAGAGCUCCGUGCUAUGUAAGAUAAUUGUAACUUAAUAGUAC